GCAACAGUCACAACACUCAAUGUAACAGACAGACUAGUAACUGCAACAGUUACACCACUUAAUGCAACAGUCACAACACUUAAUGCAACAGACAGACAGUUAACUGCAACAGCUACACCACUUAAUGCAACAGUUACACCCCUUAAUGCAACAGUCACAACACUCAAUGUAACAGACAGACUAGUAACUGCAACAGUCACGAUACCCAAUGCAGUCAUGACACCCAAUGCAAGUGUCACAACGCUCAAUGCAACAGUCACAAUACUCAAUACAAAAGACAGACUAUUAACUGCAACAGCUAAACCACUCAAUGCAACAGUCACAACACUCAAUGUAACAGACAGACUAGUAACUGCAACAGUACCACCACUUAAUGCAAGAGUCACAACACUCAAUACAACAGUCACAACACUUAAUGCAACAGACAGACUAUUAACUGCAACAGUUACACCACUUAAUGCAACAGACAGACUAUUAACUGCAACAGCUACACCACUUAAUGCAACAGUCACAACACUCAAUGUAACAGACAGACUAGUAACUGCAACCGUUACACCACUUAAUGCAACAGUCACAACACUUAAUGCAACAGACAGACUAUUCACUGCAACAGUUACACCACUUAAUGCAACAGUCACAACACUCAAUACAACCGACAGACUAUUAACUGCAACCGUUACACCACUUAAUGCAACAGUCACAACACUCAAUACAACAGUCACAACACUCAAUGUAACAGACAGACUAGUAACUGCAACAGUUACACCACUUAAUGUAACAGUCACAACACUUAAUGCAACAGACAGACUAUUCACUGCAACAGUUACACCACUUAAUGCAACAGUCACAACACUCAAUACAACAGUCACAACACUCAAUGUAACAGACAGACUAGUAACUGCAACAGUUACACCACUUAAUGCAACAGUCACAACACUUAAUGCAACAGACAGACUAUUCACUGCAACAGUUACACCACUUAAUGCAACAGUCACAACACUCAAUACAACCGACAGACUAUUAACUGCAACCGUUACAACACUUUAUGCAACAGACAGACUAUUAACUGCAACAGCUACACCACUUAAUGCAACAGUCACAACACUCAAUACAACAGUCACAACACUCAAUGUAACAGACAGACUAGUAACUGCAACAGUUACACCACUUAAUGCAACAGUCACAACACUUAAUGCAACAGACAAACUAUUUACUGCAACAGUUACACCACUUAAUGCAACAGUCACAACACUCAAUACAACCGACAGACUAUUAACUGCAACCGUUACACCACUUUAUGCAACAGACAGACUACUAACUGCAACAGCUACACCACUCAAUGCAACAGUCACAACACUCAAUACAACAGUCACAACACUCAAUGUAACAGAUAGACUAUUAACUCCAGCAGUUACACCACUUAAUGCAACCUUUACCACACCUAAUGCAACAGUCAAAACACUCAAUGCAACAGUCACAACACUCAAUGUAACAGACAGAGUAUUAACUGCAACAGUUACACCCCUUAAUGCAACAGUCACAACACUCAAUGCAACAGUCACAACAUUCAAUGCAACCGACAGACUGUUAACUGCAACAGUUACACCCCUUAAUGCAACAGUCACAACACUCAAUGCAACAGUCACAACAUUCAAUGCAACCGACAGACUAUUAACUGCAACCGUUACACCCCUUAAUGCAACAGUCACAACACUCAAUGCAACAGACAGACUAUUAACUGCAACCGUUACACCACUUAAUGCAACAGUCACAACACUCAAUGCAACAGACAGACUAUUAACUGCAACCGUUACACCACUUAAUGCAACAGACACAACACUCAAUGUAACAGACAGACUAUUAACUGCAACAGUUACACCACUUAAUGCAACAGUCACAACACUCAAUGCAACAGUCACAACACUCAAUGUAACAGACAGACUAUUUACUGCAACAGUUACACCACUCAAUGCAACAGUCACAACACUCAAUGUAACAGACAGACUAUUUACUGCAACAGUUACACCACUCAAUGCAACAGGCACAACACUCAAUGUAACAGACAGACUAUUAACCGCAACAGUUACACCACUUAAUGCAACAGUGACACCACUUAAUGCAACAGUGACACCACUCAAUGCAACAGUCACAACACUCAAUGUAACAGACAGACUAUUUACUGCAACAGUUACACCACUCAAUGCAACAGUCACAACACUCAAUGUAACAGACAGACUAUUUACUGCAACAGUUACACCACUCAAUGCAACAGUCACAACACUCAAUGUAACAGACAGACUAUUAACCGCAACCGUUACACCACUUAAUGCAACAGACACAACACUCAAUGUAACAGACAGACUAUUAACUGCAACAGUUACACCACUUAAUGCAACAGUUACACCACUUAAUGCAACAGUGACAACACUCAAUGUAACAGUUACACCACUUAAUGCAACAGACACACAAUUAAAUACCACAAUGUACAUGUUUAAUGUCACAACUUUAAAUGCAACAACUGUUUUUCCUAAUAUAUCGUAUUCCAAUGCAACAACCCCACUGUUGAACACAACACAGCUGAGUACAGCACACCUUCCAGUCAACACAACCAUCUUCAACACAACAGAAAUUCCAGUGAAUGUAACUAUUUACAAUGAAACUAUUGUUGACCGUAGUAUCAACACAACUGAGACCCCCAACAACACAUCACGAUUUAGUACAACAUUAAGCCCUGCAGUUAACACAACACAGUUUAACACCAGCCAGUCAAACACCACCGAGAUACACACAACCCUCUACAACACAACAGAAAUGCCAGUGAAUGUAACCAUUUACAAUGUAACUGCUGUUGACCGUAGCAUCAACACAACUGAGGCCACCACCAACUCAUCACAAUUUAUUACAACAUUAAGCCCUGCAGUUAACACAACACAGUUUAACACCAGCCAGUCAAACACAACAGAGAUACACACAACUACCUUCCCAACAACAAAAAACAUUUCCAGUGUGCCUGUUACAACCAAUCUAACACAAUUAAACAACUCAACAGAAAAGGUUGAAACUAACACAACUGCUGUGCCAACGAUACAGCCAGUCUCUACUCACAACACCUCCAAUUCCUCAAUAACCGCUUCACCUGGGCAUCACAUUACUGCAACAACCAGCAGAAAAAAUACAUCUGUGCCAACCACAGUCAAGGCAACAGCAACAACCGAAAGUCCAGGCGCACUGGCUAACAACCUUCUUAAUCAAACCAAAGAUGUGUCUUCUUUAAACUCAACUCAAGUGAAUGAUUUGGUCAACCAGUUAGAAAAACUGCUUUCUGCACCCAAUAUUAGUCUGGAAGUGGGCAGAGCAAUGCUGUCUGUCAUCAACAACCUGCUAAAUGGCUCUUCAAACAGUCUGAGUUCCUCAUCCAACCGAUUAAUCAAAGUCGUGGAUAGUUUGGGUCUGAAACUGGUGAUUCAAGACCAGACCGUAAACAUGGCAUUUGAAUCACUUGCUUUGGCCGUUACCAAAGCUGACGGCACCAACUUCAAGACGACAUCAUUCGCAGUUGCAGAUCCAUUAAACCCACAGGUGACGAAAGGAUUGAGAGAAGCGAGAGCCGUGGAAAGUUCCUCCCCUCUUGGCAAAAUAACGCUGCCAGCGUCCCUUACAGAAAAUCUUUCUCUAGGGGAGCAGAAGAUGGCCUCCAGAAUCCAGUUCACUUUCUUUCAGAAAAGCACAUUUUUUCAGGAUAAAAAGACUCAACUUAUUUUAAACAGCCACGUUCUGGGCUCGAGUGUGGCUAACCUUUCCAUCAAAAACCUGAAGGAGAACGUUGUGUUCACUCUGAGAAAUACGCAACCUGUUGCGGGGAACUAUGUAGCCUCUUGUGUGUUUUGGGACUUUGAAACUAAUGGAGGUUCAGGAGGUUGGAAUUCUGACGGCUGUUUUGUUGUCAAGAACAGCAGUACUGUGAACGAGACCGUCUGCAGCUGUAAUCACCUGACCAGUUUUGCAGUGCUAUUAGACAUUAGCCGGCAGGGAAUACAGGACCGUGUGCAGGCCACAAUCCUCACCUUCAUCACUUACAUCGGCUGUGGAAUCUCUGCUAUCUUUAUCGCAGUUACUUUGCUCACUUACCUCGGGUUUGAAAAAAUCCGCCGUGACAUUCCCUCCAAGAUCUUGAUUCAUCUGUGUUUUGCUCUGCUCUUUCUGAACCUGAUCUUCCUGGUGGACUCAUGGCUGGCUCUGUUUCAAAAUGCCGUUGGCCUGUGCAUUUCUACGGGAUUUUUCCUGCACUACAUCCUGUUGGUCUCCUUCACCUGGAUGGGUCUCGAGGCUCUGCAUAUGUACAUGGCCAUCGUCAAGGUCUUCAACAACUUUAUGAGCAGAUACAUGCUCAAGAUGUCCUUGGUGGGCUGGGGACUCCCGUUAAUUGUUGUUAUCAUUGUGAUCGCAAUAAACAAGGACCACUAUGGCCUUGUACAGUAUGGAAAAUUUGUGGACGGAACUACAGAUGAUUUCUGUUGGAUUAAGAAUCAAUGGGUGUUCUACGUGACCGUGGUGUCAUACUUCUGUGUGAUAUUCGUGUGGAACCUGUCCAUGUUUGUGGUGGUAAUGGUGCAACUGAUACGAAUCAAGAAGCAAAAUCCCCACAAUAAUCAGUACCGGAGCGGACUGCAAGAACUUCGGAGCGUCGCGGGACUCACUUUUCUGCUGGGUCUUACCUGGGGCUUUUGCUUCUUCGCCUGGGGACCCGUCAACUUGGCUUUUAAUUACCUGUUUGCCAUCUUUAAUUCCCUUCAAGGUUUCUUUAUCUUUGUGUUCCACUGCGCUCUAAAGGAAAAUGUCCGUAAACAGUGGAGAAUGUACCUCUGUUGUGGGUGCUUACGAUUGCCUGAAAAUUCAGACUGGAGUCGGACAUUGACAAAUAAAGGAAAGAAAUCUUCAGUUUCCACAGCAGUCUUUACUGAUUCUGAUGUUCACAGCGCCCCUCGGAGCUCAGUGAGCAGUGAUGAAUCACUGCCGCCGUAUAAUGGCAUCGGCUCACCGAUGGAAGAUAAUCUGAUCAUUGCUGAAGAAACAAACGAUGUAAUCGACAACGAGAUCAACAGUCAUCUUCGAUCACGAUUCAGACCUGCGUAGCAUACAGUAUGUUAAGAGGAUUGGUGAUGGAAAAAACAUUUUAAUAUUGAGCCAAGCUGCUCGGUACUAUUCAUAGGAGGAUAGCGAGCAAGGACUUAUGGGAUACGAUGCUUAGAAAAUCCCAUAUUACUGGGAAGUGUGGAAACAUUAUUGGAUCCCACUUCUGCAACUUUAAGAUUUUUUUUAAGGACUCCAAUAUAAUUUCAAAACAGUAUUAAACACCUCAUUUUCUUGCUUUCCAAAAACAUACAAAUGUACAAUGAGAGCUUAUUUUAAUGCAUCUAAAAACAUCAAAGGAAUGUAUGAAGGACUACGUUUAAAAUAAGAGUAUUUCACAAUUUUCUUAUCUUUAUUUCUGACUUUAAACCUGUAUGGAACUAGCAAAAAUGUUGAAGUGUAGUUGUUUUGGUUUAGUUUUUUUUUUUUUUUUUUUUGUAGCACAAGUAUGGAAAAUGUGCUUAUAUUAUUGGAAAAAAAACAUAUUUCUAAAAUUAAAUUUGUUUAGUACUAUAUGAAGUAACAGUCACUUUAAAACUGUAUUUACUGUAACUUGUUCAC
This is a messenger RNA of Paramisgurnus dabryanus, 5691 nucleotides long. The record is from RefSeq and is a predicted model, not a curated record. Lineage: Eukaryota; Metazoa; Chordata; Actinopteri; Cypriniformes; Cobitidae.